Centropristis striata (black sea bass) is the source of this 584-nucleotide messenger RNA. RefSeq names its product cytochrome c oxidase assembly protein COX14 homolog. The record is from RefSeq and is a predicted model, not a curated record. The transcript has 2 exons. Bases 147 to 323 code for a protein of 58 amino acids. Lineage: Eukaryota; Metazoa; Chordata; Actinopteri; Perciformes; Serranidae.
CUCCGGAAAAGAGAAAAGUCCCCUCUGACUUUCCGUACUUUAUGAAAGCGAAGGUUAGUUAGCUUGCAUGCUAAUCUCACAUUGAGGAGGGCAACCACGAUAACCUGAGUCUGUUGGUGAUCUGUAAAAUAAAAAGGAUCCUCAUCAUGGUGACUGGAAAGCGGCUGGCUGACAUCUGCUACCGGACGUUUUCCACCUCGAUGAUGCUGCUGUCGGUCUACGGAGGCUACCUGUGUGUGAUGCGAGGCUACCGCUACAUGCAGAAGCAAGACCAGCUGAAACUGGCAGCAGAAAACCAGGACCCUGAUGUCAUCAAAGACUGACGGACUGCUCUUGUUUUUGCACACGUGGACAUUUCUCAUUCCUCCUUUUUUUAAUCCGUCGCUAAAUCAUGAAGAUGUUUAUUCUUCUCUGGGCGGUUAAUUGCUCUGUGUGACGGUGUUGUGCCCUCAAAAGGAAGAUGUUCAAGCAAAUUAAUUAAACUUUGCAUCAAUGGCCGGUGUAAAAUCCAUGUUGUGAGUGUUUCAGGACUGAAAAUGGCUGUAAUUGUUUGUAUUAUAUUAUAUUAAAUGGCUUUAACCACA